CCCCUCCUCCUCCUCCUCCUCCUUCCCCCCUCUGCCUCUGCUGCUCGUCUUGAGUCACUCCGGCCCUCAACCAAAGUACACAAUACUCCCACUACAUCCCUCCCAGGAAACAAACCAACACACACCCCUCAACUCGAACAGCCCAACAACAACACCCCCCAUCCAUCCAUACCAUAACAAACUCGAUCUCUGAAAGCUCAGACUCAAACAAACAAAAUACAACUAAUACAUAUCAUCCUCGACCGACUGCCAACCGUUCAGAAGUUCAACUACAGCCUAAUCGAUCCGAUCAUCAUCAUCGCCAUCAAGUCCUAGCUCCCACAAGGGCCUGCUGCUUGGCUUAGACUUCCUGAUCGACGCGUCAAUCCCCCAACUUACGUUCUCCUCACUAUUACGUACCCUUCCUCUCUGGGCUUGGUCUUGUCCAACACGACUUGACCUCACGUUCUAUCCCUAGUCACUUGCGUUCUUUGGUCGACUCGUCCUCCUCUUCGCAUUUGACAACGCGCGUUAAUCGUGGUGUUGGACUUUGGUCUUUAAUCUACUGACGCGCUUCGGUUCCAGUAAUCUGCUUGCAAACAUCAAUGGCUCCUCCCACCAGACAUUCCUCUCGAUUAGGCGGUAUUGCCAUGGCUACUGCCGGCAAGGAAGAUGAGAACGCCGGCGCAAACUUGAUUGGUCGUCAGCCUGCCGGCAAAGUUCUCAGAGGACGUAAAGAUCUCGCGUCAACGGCCACAAAUGGUUCAACCAAAGCUAUCUCUAUUUCAAAAGCUUCCGGCGUAUCCACAACCAAUACCCGCAAGAGGAUUUUGGAUGACCGGACCAACAACGUGAAAACCGCAGCUUCAGUCGCGAACGCCAAUGCCAAACCCACCACUAAAGCUGCACCUCUGACGCGCAAGACUUCCAAUGCGGCCACCAAAAAGCCGAUGAUGGUUCUUGACGAACUCAAGCCGACUGAGGCCCUACCCAAGCGGACAAUCAAGCCUAUAAAAAAGGAAGCAUCCACUCGUCCCAUGACACGCAAGGCAUCCGGGGCGGAAGCUCAGUCAAACACCAACUUUGACGAGGCCGCUGGCCCAUCCGGACAAGCCAAGGCUCCCGCUGGAUCCAAAGCUAGCACAGGUACAGGCGCUCUCCGACGCAACGCCUUGCGCUUACACAAAGCCACCGGAUCCACCUCGACCGACAACGGCCUCCUGGAACCUUAUGAUGCCGGUCAUGUGGCUAAGAAAGUUCGGACGAGCGAGCCCGACGAAAUCUUGAAGGAGAACUGCGCCGAGCAAAACGUCAUCAAGGAGAAGCCGUCGAAGAAGGAGCUUACUAGGGUCGCCAAGGCCCAGCUUGCUAAGAUCCAGCAGAAAGUCGCAGAGCGGGACUGGGAAGACCUUGAUGAGGGCGAUGAAGAAGAUCCCUUGAUGGUUACUGAAUACGUGGUGGAAAUCUAUAAUUACAUGAAAGAAGUUGAGAUGGAAACACUUCCUGAUUCGAACUAUAUGGUCCGACAAGUCGAGUUGACCUGGAAGAUGCGUGGGGUAUUGGUAGACUGGAUCAUCGAAGUGCAUUCGAAGUUCCGACUGCUCCCGGAGACGUUAUAUCUGGCGAUCAAUCUGAUGGAUCGAUUCCUCACCAAACGUUCGGUGGCCUUGAUCAAGUUCCAAUUGGUCGGCGUCACUGCGCUCUUCCUGGCCUCUAAAUACGAGGAAGUCAUCUGUCCUAGUGUCACUAAUUUCCUCUACAUGACCGACGGCGGUUACGAUUGCGACGAGAUCCUUAAGGCUGAAACUUACAUGCUCGAAAUGCUUGAGUGGGACCUGCGUUACCCUAACCCGCUUAACUUCUUGCGUCGGGUCUCCAAGGCUGAUAACUACGAUAUCCAGAGCCGGACGUUUGCGAAGUACUUUAUGGAGAUUUCGAUUGUCGAUUACAGACUAGUAGCCACCGCGCCUUCGCUUCUAGCGGCCGCAUCGAUCUGGCUAGCUAGGAAACUGCUCGGCCGGGGCGGCUGGGACGCCAAUCUACGCCACUACUCCGGGUACGACCAGCCCGAAAUCCUUCCCAUCGCCCAGUUCAUGCUCGAUUAUAUCCUCAGAUCCGGCUGCAAGAAUCUCGGGAUGGGCCUCGAUCCUGGGUUCGUUAUUCAGGCUUCCUACGAAGGUGGCAAUGAACAUAAUAAUUUGUUUAAGAAAUACGCUACUCGUAAAUUUUUCCGAGUCAGUGAGAUUGUCCGGGACUGGGCGGUGGACCGCUACACGUUCGAGACCCCGACAGGAUACGAAUGGGACAAGCUCGAGGAAUGGAGCUCGAAGAUUGCGGCCAGCAAGAAGCGCUCCAACACUGCGGGCUCCCAGCGCAUCGCCCGCCAAGUCCAGGAGUUCUUCGCUAAUGAGCAGCUCGACGACGAUGAGGAGGAGGAGGACGAGGAGGAUGAUGAGGAUGGGCUCGAGGUCGAUCAGGCCGACGGUGAUGAUGACGAGAUCGACGAUGACGAGUAUUGACCGUCUCCGCCCUCAUCUUCUUUCUUAAUGCUUCCUCCGGCCUCUUUUCAUCAUCUCUUCUUAACAACAACAACCUCUUUAUCACAUAUCCUCAUUCCCCCUCCCCCCCUCUCACUUGUUCCUGAUACAUUUCCUUCUUUAUUUUUAGUGAGAAGCUUUCUCGGCUCACUCCGGCCUUCUAUAUUCUUCUCUUUUUCCUUUUUUUUGUGUUUUGGUUUUGCUCUCUUGUCUUCCAGUCCACCUCCAUUUCCUUUAUCCUUAUACACAUCUCCUUCCCCCCUUUCCCCCCACCCAUCCAUCACCAUCACCACCACUGAGAAACCAAAAAAAAAAACAAUUCUUUUCUUAACAAUUAACAACAUAACACAAAACCUGGGGACAUCCUCUCCUCUCCUUUUUCUUUUUUAAAGUCACUUUUUUUGUUUGGUUAUUGGUUAUCGGUUAUGUUUCUUUAUGAUGUUGUGUGGGCUCUUUUAUAUUCCUUAUAUAUAAACAUAAAUAUAUGUGACAUGUGUGUGUGUCUCUCUUGUCCAAGUGUGGGUCUUCCUUUAUAAUGACAAAGCGUAGUUUGUAGAGCGAAAGAAUGAGAGAGGACAUACUUUCUAUAUAGAUCUAAUUUAUAUAUGACUGGUCUUGACUUGACAAGUGAGGUGCUGUCUGAACAGUUCUUGCUCUGUGUUCUCCCCCUCCUUCCUUCCCUUUUUUUUUCUUGGUGUUUUCUUUUUCU
Puccinia graminis f. sp. tritici CRL 75-36-700-3 is the source of this 3225-nucleotide messenger RNA. Its product is annotated as G2/mitotic-specific cyclin 1/2. The transcript has 8 exons. Lineage: Eukaryota; Fungi; Basidiomycota; Pucciniomycetes; Pucciniales; Pucciniaceae. Gene Ontology annotation, biological process: regulation of cyclin-dependent protein serine/threonine kinase activity; G2/M transition of mitotic cell cycle. Gene Ontology annotation, molecular function: cyclin-dependent protein serine/threonine kinase regulator activity. Bases 585 to 2498 code for a protein of 637 amino acids. Gene Ontology annotation, cellular component: cyclin-dependent protein kinase holoenzyme complex; centrosome; cytoplasm. The record is from RefSeq and is a predicted model, not a curated record.